AUGUCGAGAUUAAUCGGCUAUGUUGAACCAUUUGUGAGUGGUGGAAAUUUUUUGGCGUAUGAAGAUCGGGUGCGUCAAUUUAUUAAAGUCAACGAUAUAAAAGAAGAAGAAGCACUUACUCCACUUUUUAUCACCAUCGCAGGAGCUGAAAUUCACGAGCUCCUAAUAUCACUAACUGUUCCAGAUUUGCCCAGUGCAAAAACAUUCGAAGAACUUAUUUCGCUGCUACGUGCUCAUUUUGCUCCCAAGCAUAAUAAACGAGCAGAACGAUAUAAAUUUAACAAGCUUAAGCAAGAAGACGGUGAGCCUAUUAAUGAGUUCAUUGUGCGUCUUAAAGCUCAGGCGCAGUUCUGUAAUUUUGGCGACAUCAUUCCAGAAAAGGCUAAAGAAGAUGUGCACAAGUACAAAAUUAAAAUGUUGGACGAUGUACUGAGUGAUCGUUUUAUAGUGGGAUUAACAUUGCCUGCAAAUUAUUUGCCUAAACAAACAGUUGCCCGUCAUCCAUCAAGUACACAACAUCCAACGUCUGGUGGAAGUUACGAAAAAAAUCAUAGGAGGAAACUGCCUUCGUCGUCGCAAAAGUCUUGUCAUCGGUGUGGAAAUAACCAUCAGCAAGAAAACUGUCCAGCAAAGAGAAACAAUUGGGAGUGCUUUACAUGCCACAAAGUUGGUCACACAUCCAGAGUCUGCAGAUACAGAAAAGCACAAAGUCUUCAAAAAGUCGGAAUUAAUAUCGUCAGUGCAGAGGAAGAAAAGUCAUCCAGAGCCAGCAAUCAGUCACCCAAAGCCAGCAAUCAGUCACCCAGAGCUAGCAGUCAUCACCCAGAGCCAGCAGAAUGCUCUUUGAUUCGAUUCCGGAGCAGCGGUAAUAAAAUUGAAGAAUUAGGUAUUAUGAGCGUUAUGGUGGAGUUUGGAAGUGGAUGUUGGAAUUGUGAAAUAAUAGUUGUCAAAGGAGGUUGGCGAAGGAAACCCUUAUUGGGAAGAGAUUUUCAGAAUGUUUUAUUCCCUAACUGGCGCAAAAUCUAUACAGAAAGUGUAACAGGUAUGAAUAAUAUAAGAAGUGAAGUUGUGUGCCCAAUUUUAAAGUCAAUUCAGGAAAAUUAUCCAAGCAUUGUUGACAGCCAGAAUAAAGAUCCUAUUAAAGGUUUUACCGCAAAUAUUGUGUUAGAUGGAGUUCAAAAACAAAUUUUCCAUUGUGCAUAUAGUGUUCCAUUCAAGUUAAGGGAUAGGGUAAAGGCUGAGCUUAAUCGGCUUGUAGAUGAAAAGAUCUUAGAACCAAUUAAAUUUAGCCGAUGGGCUACCCCUAUCGUAAUAGUGCCUAAAGCUAAUGGUGAAUUGAAGAUUUGCAUGGACUGCAAAGUGACCAUCAACAAAUGCAUUUUAAUGCAACACUACCCAUUACCGAAAAUGGAUGAAAUAUUCGCUGAGUUAGCCGAUUGUGAAGAGUUUUUUGUGUCAUUGAUUUAA
Messenger RNA from Eupeodes corollae, 1467 nucleotides. RefSeq lists its product as uncharacterized. The transcript is spliced from 3 exons. Lineage: Eukaryota; Metazoa; Arthropoda; Insecta; Diptera; Syrphidae. The coding region runs from base 1 to 1467 and encodes 488 amino acids. The record is from RefSeq and is a predicted model, not a curated record.